This is a messenger RNA of Ophidiomyces ophidiicola, 1617 nucleotides long. RefSeq names its product T-complex protein 1 subunit gamma (gene CCT3). Bases 1 to 1617 code for a protein of 538 amino acids. The transcript is spliced from 6 exons. Lineage: Eukaryota; Fungi; Ascomycota; Eurotiomycetes; Onygenales; Onygenaceae. Gene Ontology annotation, biological process: protein folding. The record is from RefSeq and is a predicted model, not a curated record. Gene Ontology annotation, molecular function: ATP hydrolysis activity; ATP-dependent protein folding chaperone; ATP binding. Gene Ontology annotation, cellular component: chaperonin-containing T-complex.
AUGCAGGCCCCUGUGGUGGUAAUGAAUACGCAGAGUGGGGAUAGGCAGGUUGGCAGAAAAGCUCAAUUAUCCAAUAUAACAGCGGCAAAGACUGUUGCGGACAUUAUUCGGUCAUGUCUUGGACCUAAGGCAAUGCUCAAGAUGUUGCUUGACCCCCUUGGUGGUAUUGUCUUAACAAAUGACGGCCAUGCAAUCCUGAGGGAGAUAGAGGUCGCCCACCCGGCGGCUAAAAGCAUGAUUGAGCUUAGCCGAACGCAAGAUGAAGAAGUUGGUGAUGGCACUACGACUGUUAUUAUUCUAGCGGGAGAAAUUUUAGCUUAUGCGCUUCCUCAGCUCGAGCGAGACAUCCAUCCUGUCGUCAUUAUAUCCGCAUUCAAGAAGGCCCUAAGCGAUGCCCUUACCAUAGUCGAGCAAAUUUCCCUCCCCGUUGAUAUCGAUGAUGAUAGAGCAAUGUACAGUCUUAUACAAUCAUCUAUUGGCACUAAAUUUGUUUCUCGGUGGUCUGAGCUUAUGUGCAACCUUGCCCUUAAAGCUGUACGCACUGUUUCGCACGAUGCGGGUGGUGGAAAGAAAGAGGUUGAUAUUAAACGGUAUGCUCGUAUCGAAAAAAUACCCGGCGGCCAGAUUGAAGAUAGCGAGGUUAUUGAUGGGGUUAUGGUGAACAAGGACAUCACGCAUCCGAAAAUGAGACGGAGGAUAGAGAACCCCAGAAUUAUUCUUCUUGACUGCCCUUUGGAGUACAAAAAAGGAGAAUCCCAGACAAAUAUUGAGAUAUCCAAAGAAGAAGAUUGGAAUAAAAUCUUACAGAUCGAGGAAGAGCAGGUGAAGCAUAUGUGUGACGCAAUUCUUGCUCUUAAACCUGACCUUGUUAUUACUGAAAAAGGAGUUUCUGAUUUGGCUCAACAUUUUCUUGUUAAACACAACGUUACUGCCCUACGAAGAGUCCGCAAGACAGACAACAACCGUAUUGCUCGUGCAACUGGCGCUACAAUUGUCAAUCGGGUCGAUGAUCUGCAAGAAUCCGAUGUGGGAACCCAAUGUGGACUCUUCGAGAUCGAGAAAAUUGGAGAUGAGUAUUUUUCAUUCAUGCGGCAGUGUAAGCAACCAAAAGCGUGCACGAUUCUGCUGAGAGGGCCGUCGAAGGAUAUUUUGAAUGAGAUUGAGCGAAACUUGCAAGACGCCAUGUCCGUUGCCCGCAACGUCAUUUUCCAUCCUCGUUUAUCUCCAGGUGGGGGUGCUACCGAAAUGGCUGUAUCGGUGAAACUUGCACAGCUCGCCAAGUCUAUUGAAGGCGUUCAGCAAUGGCCAUAUAAAGCUGUUGCUGAAGCUAUGGAGGUCAUUCCAAGGACAUUGGCUCAAAAUGCAGGACAGAACGCCAUCCGAAUUUUAACAGGGCUAAGAGCAAAGCAUGUAGAAGGGCAUAGCACUUAUGGACUUGAUGGGGAUACGGGCGCCAUUGUUGAUAUGAAAGAUUACGGCGUUUGGGAGCCAGAGGCAGUGAAGCUGCAGAGCAUCAAAACCGCUGUUGAGUCUGCUUGCCUACUGCUUCGUGUUGACGAUAUUUGCAGUGCUAAGUCAUUGAAACAGGCUGCAAAUAUCGGGGGUGGGGAGGAAUAG